This is a messenger RNA of Petromyzon marinus (sea lamprey), 2423 nucleotides long. Its product is annotated as growth factor receptor-bound protein 2-like. NCBI's taxonomy places the organism in Eukaryota, Metazoa, Chordata, Hyperoartia, Petromyzontiformes, Petromyzontidae. The record is from RefSeq and is a predicted model, not a curated record. Gene Ontology annotation, molecular function: protein binding.
CCUCAUGAUCCGCUCCCUCCUCACUCUCCGCUCCGCCCCUCGACUCUUCUUUCCCCGUCUCUCCCUCUCACUUCUUCCCUUGCUCAUCAACGUGUGCCCGCUUCGAACUGCCCCUACCCCCGACCCCAUCAACCUCCAGUUCCAUCUCCGCUGUCUUUCCAUCUUCCAUCACCUGCCCUCCCUUCUUCCCCUGCCCUCCCCUUCUUCCCCUGCCCUCCCCUUCUUCCCCUGCCGUCGCUCUCCCCUUCACUCGCACUCCCCUUGCUGCCCGGCGCGUAGCGGCGCAGAGACAUCGGGGCGCGGGGGUCGUGGAGCGGUGAUGAUGCCCGGAAUCAGCGGAGCUCGGUGACCUCACACCGCAGCAUCGCAGGGAGUGCCGUCUCACCAGUGACUGCGCCAGGGCCAUCUUAGCGGCUUCUCCUACGAGGCCAUACUGUUAGGCCACACCACCGAUCUGCCCAUUCGUUGUUCACCGUAACUGGGUCACCGAACGCGGACUCCAUUUUAUACGAUCGCGCUACCGGGCCUCCCGAUCAGACCCCUCUUGCACGGCCACCCUACUGGCCUGGCCGCUUGUGCGGGCCACCGUACCCAGCCACCUUAGCUGCUGGCCAUCCCCGCUGGUUAUCCCGGAGCCAUCUGCCCUUCCCAACCACUCUAGCAGGACACCCUUACCCGGUCGCACUUCCACGCUUAGCGGCCACCAAAUUCCCCUGGGGCAGUCACGCAGUGGAGCCACGAUGGAAGCACAGGCCAAGUAUGACUUCACUGCCACGGCUGACGACGAGCUGAGCUUCAAGAGGGGCGACGUGCUGAAGGUGAUCAACGAGGACUGCGACCAGAACUGGUACAAGGCAGAACUCAACGGCAAGGAUGGAUUCAUCCCCAAGAACUACAUCGAGAUGAAGCCGCACCCCUGGUUCCACGGACGCAUCUCGCGCGCCAAGGCCGAGGAACUGCUUGCAUCCCAGCGCAACGAUGGCGCCUUCCUCGUGCGGGAGAGCGAGAGCUCUCCUGGGGACUUCUCCCUCUCCGUCAAGUUCGGUAACGAUGUGCAGCACUUCAAGGUGCUGCGGGACGGCGCCGGGAAGUACUUCCUGUGGGUCGUCAAGUUCAACUCGCUCAACGAGCUGGUGGACUACCACCGCAGCACGUCCAUCUCACGCACGCAGCACAUCCUCCUAAGGGACAUGGAGCAGCCACAGACGGAGGCGAGCUUCGUGCAGGCGCUGUUCGACUUUGAGCCGCAGGAGGAGGGCGAGCUGGAGUUCAAGAGGGGUGACUUCAUCCAGGUGGUGGACAACUCCGACCCCAACUGGUGGAAGGGCAAGUGUCACGGCGCGCUCGGCAUGUUCCCACGAAACUACGUGACCCCCGUGUCGCGCCACUGACCCCCCCACGGGCAGAGGUUCGGAGGUCUGAGCGCUGCCGCCCCGCUAAGCCUGCCCCGGCGCGAGCCGGCGGGCUUCUGCGAGGAGGUCAAAGCCACGAAGAGAGAGAGAGAGAGAGAGAAAAAAAGUUAAAUAAUGAUAUAAUAUUAUUAUUCAGAGUUUUAAAACCUACGUCGCUUUGACUUUGUCUCGUUAGCAUCUCAUGGUUUCCAUGUUUUACGUUAUUCUGCUCGUCCAGACCUUCCCGCGGCACUGUAGCGCUGUGUACACCGCUGCACUACGAUACAGUACGAGUUUGGCUUCGGUGGAUCCGACAGGGUUUUUUUUAAUUACAGUUCGUAACGAGAAGGGGGAUUAUUUUAUUUCUUUCAGCCAACCUUUACUAAAUCAUGAUAAUGCCUUUCAAAGUAGACAGCGUUAAACGUGAGUCGUCUGCCUGACGGCAGGCAGGAGUGUCGUGUACCUAUUUAUGGAGGAGGUGAUGAUGAUGAUGAUGUCGCGCGACUCCUGGGGUCAGCUUACCGCCAACAACGCCACACUUUUUGUAUUUUUUUAUUUUCAUUAUCACUCCCGGUCGUGCUCGGACAACCCAAUCUCACAGCCGCCUCUUCUGACGACGGGAUCCGCACGGAGUUUUGUUUUUAUUUUUGCCUAAAGCCUCUGGCGGCGUCGCGUUCUCUCGCGGAUUGUUGGACUGUGCCAUGCAGGGACAGAAGCGGCAAGUCGGCCCCUCCGUGGAGCCACACGACCCCAUCAUCCUGUGGGGGGGGGGGGGGGGGGGGGAGGGGCGGGGGGGGGGGGGCCUCGAAACCCAGCGCGUGGCGUGUAAAGCGAUUCCUGUUUUUGUAUAAAACCUGCGUGUUUUUUGUGACGGCGUGAUUCUGCAUGUCCCGUGUGUGUGUUAUUGUACUGAACUCCAGUGACUCGUCCCCUGCUCACCACGGUCACAAAGUGCAUGUCUUUUCAUAAAAAUCGAUGCAUUCUUGCUUAAUAAACUCCAAAAAUGUAUACAUAAACUACAGUAUUAUGAAA